CACAAUGACUAUAGAAAUGCCGGUUCUGGGGCGUCCGUUUUCCCUUGGGAUGCUGUAUGAUUGCCGUAAUGAUACGCUCAUUCCAGGGGCUCAGUGAGAGAUGAGCAGGACACCUGGAGAUAUUCUGUGUCAGGCUCUGGAAAAUCUGGACCAAUAUGACUUCAAGCGAUUUAAGUCCAAGUUGUCUGAUUACUCCUAUGAAGGACGAGGCCCCAUCCCACAUGGGCUUCUGCAAAAGGCAGAUUACAUUGACACAAAAGACCAUCUCAUAAAAGUAUAUGGAGAAGAAGCAGCUCAGGAUGUAACCAUACAGGUUUUAAAACUGAUCCAACUUAUGGGACCUGCUGAGGAACUCCAACAGAAAGUGACACAAGUUGGUAGGAGGGUAAGAGUGGAUGAGCAGCAAGCAGCGUUCAAACAGUGUGUGGAUCUUGCUGAGUCAAAGGCUAGUCCAGGCUACAGUGUCCAAGAAUCGAGCUCUACGAGAACAGGACCAAGAUCUAUGGGUGUAUGUACCCCGCACAGUGAAUCAGGGGCUCAGUGUGAGAGCAGUAGGUCACCUGGAGAUAUUCUUUGUCGGGCUCUGGAAAAUCUGGACCAAUAUGACUUCAAGCGAUUUAAGUCCAAGUUGUCUGAGUUCUCCUAUGGAGGUCAAGACCCCAUCUCACGCGGACUUCUGCAAAAGGCAGAUUACAUUGACACAAAAGACCAUCUCAUAAACGUUUAUGGAGAGGAAGCAGCUCUGGAAGUGACCAUACAGGUCUUAACACUGAUCAAACUUAUGGGACCUGCUGAGGAUCUCCAACAGAAAGUGACACAAGCUGGUAGGAGGGUAAGAGUGGAUGAGCAGCAAGCAGCGUUCAAACAGUGUGUGGAUCUUGCUGAGUCAAAGGCUAGUCCAGGCUACAGUGUCCAAGAAUCGAGCUCUACGAGAACAGGACCAAGAUCUAUGGGUGUAUGUACCCCGCACAGUGAAUCAGGGGCAAUACAUUUUGUGGAUACAUAUAAUGAGAAACUCAUCAAGAAUAUAAGUAUGGUGGCUCCAGUUCUAGAUAAGCUGCAAGGUGGGCUCCUUACAGGUGAACAGUGCGACAUGGUGUUCAGUAAAGGUACAACCCAGAACCAGAUGAGACAACUACUGAAGUAUGCCAGGGGCUGGAGCAAUUCUAACAAGGAAAAAUUAAAGGAGGCUCUGAGAGAAAGCAACCCAGGCGUCAUUGAAAAUAUAGAAAGUACAUCCUAAUCGGGGUCAUAAUAUCUUAAGCGCUGCGUUUCGUCAUAUCUGAAGAACCACCACAAUGCAAGAAAGAAGGUCCGUCUGCAAAUAACUAUAAUGAGGAAAAAGAAAAACCAAAAGGGAAUUUGUUUUAUGUAGCGAUCUUCUCACCUUGUACUCACACUGAGGCAGAUUGGCAAAACAGAAGAGAGUAACCCAAGUAACCCCACUUAUCAUUUCCGAUGCAUUUCAUUAUACCAAUUAGUAACUACUGCAAAUCAUAUUACCUGUACCUCACACUUUCCUUCCUUGUAUGGACACACAUCAGAGUAUAUGAAGGCAUGAAUGUGGCUGUACAGGUAAGGAUAAGCGCUGGUGGCAGUGUUUAUAGGGGACACCUGGCGAUCUUGUCUGUGUGUCUGACAUUCCUGUCAUCAUAAAAUUAUGUAGCAGUGCUCCUACCAGUGAUUGUAGGAGGAGGCACCUGGUAAUCAUGUAUGAUAUUCCUCUCAUGAAAUGAUUUAGCAGUGCUCCUACCAGUGGUUUUAGGAGGAAGAACCUGGUAAUCAUGUAUGACAUUCCUCUCAUGAAAUUAUUUAGCAGUGCUCCUCACGGUGACUAUAUGAGGCAGUAAUCAUGUCUGUGUUAUCCAGGUCGGGAAGGUGGCGACGUCUGAUGAUGUCAUCAAAUCAGUCCUUCUAUUAAGUAUGUAAGCCCUUCCCAUUCAAGAAAACAUUGCAGACCUUUCACAAGUCAGGAAAUAGGGGAGAGAGGGCAUUAAAGGUGAUCUAUCUCCCUUAUCCUGUUUCCACACUCAUGGGCACACUUGUUUGAAAGAGGGGAGUUGUCGCUUUCAAACAAUGGGGUCUAUUUACUAAGCCUUGGAUGGAGAUAAAGACAUGACAGCUAAAAGCUGAUUGGCCAGUCAUUUAUCUCCGUCCACUUUAUCUCCAUCCAGGCUUAGUAAAUGGACCCCAAUGUGCCCCCUCAAUAAUUAUUGUCUGCUGAUUACCCUAUACUACAGAUGGGGGAUUCUAAUACCCAGAUCUCCCACAUACUGACAUCAAUAUAUACAGGGGUCCCCCCAUUUAAUGUGGUAGGUUGUUUUGUUGGGCUACCAUGUAAUUAAUACACAUUUUAUCUGUUUCAUUGAAACAUAAAAACAAAUUGCAUUACCAUUUGCAAUGGCAUAUUUUAUUAAGAAGAUUUAUGUGUAGAAUCCAUGGGGGUAAUUCAGACCUGAUCGUAGAUGUUCUAAAUUUAGUACAUCUACGAUCAGUUUCUCUGACAUGCGGGGGGGCACCCAGCACAGGGCUAGUCCGCCCCGCAUGUCAGGCCUUGUGUCCCCCGCACUGGUGCAAAAGCUUCACACAGCGGCGAUGCCUUCGCACAUGCCAAGUAGCUCUCUCCCUGCGCUACCUGCUACCCCCUGCUUUCUUGCAGAGGCCGCAUGUGAUUUUACGCAGCCGCAGGUGCCCACCCACGCAACGGUCCCGACAUGCCUACUUUGUCCAGACUGCACCCCACCAUUAACACGCCCUCUCCCACCCUGCGACCACCACUGCCUGUCAAUCUGAUGCACGUGCGCACUCCCCAAAGGGCUUCUGAAUUAAGCCCAAUGUUUGUACUGUUUUAUAAAGGUGGAUUAAUGCCAAAGCAAGAACCAUAAAUCAUUUCUUGGUGGAAGCGCCUUGAGUCCUGUUGGAGAAAGAGCGCUAUAUAAAUAAUUAUUAUUAAGUUAGGAAAAAAUUAUUUUAGUUUUUUUUCGAUAAAUUUCUUUUAAAAACACUUCCUUGGCCGUUUUGGAUAGACUUUCUUUGCCAGAUGAUGAGAGAGGCGCAUACGAAAGAUAUUUUCUGGAUAUUAUAUAAGUCAUUUAAAAAAACAAAAAGCUGCAUAAAUAAUUAUUGAUAAAGUGACAAAAAAAAGGCCCGCUAUGACGGGGUUACUAUGGGAUGAGGCACCUGGUGAUCAUGUUUGUGUGUGCGACAUAACCCUCUUCAUGACAUUGUGUAACAGGAGAUCCGAACAAUUUGCCGGCUGUCGGGUUCCUGGUGGUCAGGAUACCGACGUCGGAAUACCGGCUCAUCAAGUCUUUUCCCACUUGUGGGUGUUCACGACACCUAUAGAGCAGGAAUAGAAUCUCUUGCGAGUACAGCGAGGCGAGCGCAGCGUUUGCCCUGCUGCCGGCAUUCUGCCGAGCGGGAUGCCACUGUUGGGAUACUGACAGCCGGCAUCCCACCCAGCGGGAUUACGUAUGUAUUCCGUGUAGCAGUGCUCCUAACAGUGACUAUACGGAGGGGGCACCUAAUAAUCAUGUUUGUGUGUGUGACAUCCCCCCUCUUCAUGACAUUGGCCCUCAUUCCGAGUUGAUCGCUUGCUAGCUGCUUUUAGCAGCAGCCGUGCAAAUGCUAAGCCUCCUCCCUCUGGGAGUGUAUCUUAGCUUAGCAGAAGUGUGAACGAAAGGAUCGCAGAGCGGCUACAAAAUAAUUUUGUGCAGCUUCAGAGUAGCUCCAGACCUUCUCCUAGUUUGCGAUCACUGCAGACUAUUUAAUUCCUGUUUUGACAUCACGAACACGCCCUGCGUUCGGCCAGCCACGCCUCCGUUUACCCAGCCACGCCUGUGUUUUUAUCUGGCACGCCUGCGUUUUUCCACACACUGCCUGAAAACGGUCAGUUACCACCCAGAAACACCCACUUCCUGUCAGUCACUCUGCAGCCAGCAGUGCGACUGAAAAGCUUCGCUAGAUCUUGUGUGAAACAACAUCGUUCUUGGUAAUAGUACGACGCGCGUGCGCAUUGCGCCGCAUACACAUGCGCAGAAGUGCCAAUUUUUUGCCUGAUCACUGCGCUGCGAAUGAAAGCAGCUAGCGAACAACUCGGAAUGACUCCCAUUGUAGCAGUGCUCCUAACAGUGACUAUAGGAAGAGGCACCGGGUGUACAUAUUUUUAUGAAUUUAUAUUUUUGCCGAAAAAUCAUCACUUACUUUAUUGCUUUCUUGUUUAAGAGCUUUCUGUAUACUUUAUUUCUGGGGAAUUUUAGCAUAAAGAAUUUAUAUAUGUAUAAUGUACAGGUACUUUAGUCUAUGCUCUUGUAUUUUACAUGAUUGUGUUUUUCUUAUAUUAAUCCA
Molecule: messenger RNA, 4347 nt
Organism: Pseudophryne corroboree (corroboree frog)
Lineage: Eukaryota; Metazoa; Chordata; Amphibia; Anura; Myobatrachidae
Product: cytolytic toxin-alpha-like
Exons: 7
Coding region: 101-1243 (380 amino acids)
Biological process (GO): regulation of apoptotic process
Molecular function (GO): protein binding
Source: RefSeq, a predicted model, not a curated record